This is a messenger RNA of Rhopalosiphum padi (bird cherry-oat aphid), 6789 nucleotides long. RefSeq lists its product as uncharacterized. NCBI's taxonomy places the organism in Eukaryota, Metazoa, Arthropoda, Insecta, Hemiptera, Aphididae. Bases 357 to 6170 code for a protein of 1937 amino acids. Gene Ontology annotation, molecular function: protein binding. The transcript is spliced from 11 exons. The record is from RefSeq and is a predicted model, not a curated record.
CGUUUGCGCGUUCAAGUUAUACCGACUAGGUACAAACUGCAAACAUUGAGAUUUGAGAUGCCCAUACGCGCAUAACCGUCGCACGUUGGCGCCCAAAUCGUUCUGUUUCCCAUUGUUGUACUCGAUGCGCGUGCGUUUUCGUCGUGAGUUCCUCGUCUUAGAAGUUUUCGAGAACUUGUAAGUGUCUCGCCCAUUCGCGUCGCGUGACCAUUAGCCAUGUCGUUCUCAAGCUUUUGAAUCUUGUGUAGCGGAUAAUUUAUUCGUUAUUUUGUACGGUCGGUAGUUUUUGUCGUUAGUGAGACUUAGGCUUCAGCGAAGUCCAAUCAUUUCUCGUAAAAGUCGCGUAUAAUAACACCAUGGAGAGCCGAAAAUCAAUAAAAACCUACUAUGGUUUUUUAUUGGUCAAAAAAGUUAGUGGUACAGUUUGUGGACGUUUCCCAGUAACAAAGAAAGAAUGCAUUUUAGGCCGUGAUAAUAAUUGUGAUAUAAGGAUUCUUUUAGAAAAAGUUUCAGCUCAACAAUGUAGUAUAAUAUGUAUUGAUAAUAAAGCAUAUGUUCGUGAUAAAAGUAUUGUUGGUUCAACCAAAGUAAAUGGUAAGAAAGUUGGCAGAAAUAAUUUUUUGUUGCAUGAUUCAGAUGAAAUUGAAAUUUGUGGUAGGAAAUUUGUUUGGGAAUAUCCUAAGAAACCACAUGGAGAAUUAAAUAAUUUAUCUUGCAAAAAGUCUUGGAUUAAAAAUGAUCAUUUAUCACCAAGAGUGCCAGAACGUUUUUCAAACCAAGUCAUCACACCAUUGGACAAUAACAAAAUAUUUUCAACUUUGUCUAAGAGCAGCAUGAAAACUCCCUCAAAAACAAUAAUAAGCCUAAAUAAAACACCAAUUGUUGUAACCACAGAAAAUAUGUCUAAAUCUUCAUUCGAUGAAGUGCAGAAUAGCCUACAGAACCAAAAUUCAAAUUCAACUGAUCAACCUGGAUCUAAAUGUAUUAAAUCAUAUUCAAUGACUCCUAUCCGAAAUAUACCGCUUCUCAGGGAUUCUAAAUCCACUCCAAGAAAAUCAUGGAUUGUUACAAAUACAUCAGACAAUUUAUCUUCAAUUGGAGCUCAUAACAGAUUAUCUACUCAGAGGUUAAAGAGAGAUUCUACACCCGAGUUAAAUUCUAGUUAUCAUUAUGAAGACGAAGAUGUAGAAUUUGAUUCCCCAGAUCCACCAAACCUUGUAUUGAAUAGUGAACAGUCUGUUGAUAUAAAUAUUAAUAAUGUCAUUGAUAACAAUUUACCAAUUGAUAACCAACCAGAAUUGAAUGAUAAAGAUAAUGAUAACUUACAAUCUAAUUCAGAUAACAUAAACAAAUUAACAGUUUCUGAACCUGAACCAGGCACAUCUAGAAGAGAUACAUACUCUAUUGAUAAUAGAUCUAUAGUGAUCGAAGAAAAUACUACACCUGCUCCAAGGCGUUCUAUUUUGAAGUGUUCAAAAACCACUAAACCUAAUCGAUCGAGAUCUAGCUGUCGAAUGGUUCAGUUUGCUCGUUUGCCAAAAACUGAUAGUAAGAUUAAAAAUACAAAGACUCGAUUAAAUCCAGGAUUUAAUUUUAUUGUUACAGAUGAUGAAAAUAAUUUGAUUGAUUCUAAUAAAAGUACUAAAAAUUCUAUGCAAUUUGAUGUUGAAGAAUAUGAUGAUGAUUUAGAUGGUGUGCGGCCAUUAGAUAUUAGUGUUUCAUCUCUAAUUAAUUCGCCAAUUUUAGACAAUAGUAUUAAUAAAUCGUCAAAACGAGGAUCGAGAGGAAAUAAAGUAAUGAGUCUUGUUAAUUCCAUUGAAAAGCGUACCAAUGAAUCUCCAAAACAUAGUAUUCGAGCAUCUGAUCUGCUAAGUAUGAAUGGAUCAAAACAUAUAGAGACAUCACCUAAUGAUGAUUCUCAAAAUAAUGCAAAUGUUUUACAAGAAUCAGUUUCUUCGUCAAGACGAAUUAAUUUAGAAGAUAUUUUUGAAGCUGAAGAUUCAUUAAAAGCUACUUGUAAUAUUGAAACUGAAAAAAGUGCAGUAAAAAGUGUUGAAAUAGUUUCAAGUCCUAAAACAAAUUUGUUAAAUAUUACAGAUACAGAAAAAAUACCAGUCACUUUUACUGAAGAUGAAUCUGUAAAUGAUAUAAAUCUUGAAUGUGAGUACACAUUUGCUCCACCAUUAAAUCUUCCUUCAGUGAACUCAAGUUCUAUUACAGUAAAUGAUAGUGAUUUUACUAGUGUUGAUACUGAAAAGGAUUCUAUUUCAACUGAAAAAAUUAAUCGGUCUGAUACAAGCUCAAAACUUGAUAUUUCUUGUAUUGCAAAAGACUGUCCAACAUCUAAAAAUGAAUUUCUUAAAAAGUCUGAUAAUGUUGAAAGUCUUGAUCAUGAAUUAAAUAAUACAUCACCACAUGAUAAAAAUAUAGAUGAAACUCAAAAAGACCACUCUAAUUAUUUGAAAAAUACUAUCGAUGAAGAAAUUUGUACCAAUGACAUUGAAACACCAAAUAAUAUUACUGAAUCAUCUAAAAUAAUUAACCUUAUAGAUAAAGAACAUUAUCAUAAACAGAAAGAUGAUUCUGAAAUUGUCAAUGAUGAUAUAUGUACCAACGAAAUCUCUUCAUCAAAGAAUGAUACUCAAGUUGCUAAGAAUAUUAAACCUAUAGAGGAUGAACUUAAAACAAAACAAAAUUCUAUUGUAGAACUUGUCAGUAAAUCUUCAAAUCUGAAUUUUGAUCAAACAAAUAAACAAAUUUCUGUUUCAAAAGCUGUUGAACAAACUCUAAAUCGUGAAACUCCAUCAAUAGUAGUUCAAAGUAUGUCUGAAAUGUUCAAUGCGAGUAUUGAUGAACACGAAACAACACAUUCACAACAUAAAGAAAGUCUUGUAGAAACAUAUAUAUUAGUGGGAAAAGAUAAUCUACAAAAUUCAUUAGAAAUAAAUGAACCAAAUAUUGACAAAUGCAAUAAGACAUUAAGUGGUAAAAGUGUUUCAUUAACUGAACCUGUAAACAAAAGCCUUAUUGACGCUAUUGAAGUACAGCUUGAUAAGAUGCACAAUGAAAAUAACAUAAACUCUAAUUGUAAUGAAAAUAAAACUAUUUCUAUAGAUUCAACAUUGGCUUUAAAUAAACAGAAAACAUUAACGUCAAAUUUGGUUCUUGAAGAAACAGAUACUGAAAAUCUUACUUUAAAAAUAAAUGAUCAUCUAUCAAACAAUUCUUUGAAUACAUUAACAAUUAAUGAAUCCACAGAAAUUAUAUCUAAUUCGGUAUCUUUACCAACAAAAUCCCCAGUAAAAAGUAAUGUAAGUAACAAUUGUCUAACAGAGUUUGAAAAUUCUAAUGUUUCUGAAUUGUCCAGCAAAACUGCAGUUGAUGAACCUAAUUCUGUGCAGAAUACAAAUGUAAGUAACAAAGAAUCAAAUAGCCUUCCAAAAACUAUAUCCUCAAACAAUCUUUCUCUAAAGGAUAUUUCUCCAAAGCCUACUAAAAAAAUUACAAUCAGUUUGGAUCAAUUAAAAUCUGCUCUUGGUGCUAAUAAUUCUAAAGAAUUAAGAAAAUCUGUCCGAUCACCAAUAAAAGAAUCUAUUAGACCUGAUCAUAGUACAAUUAAUUCAACUAAAAAGAUAAUUGCAGAACUUAUGGAUUCAUCUAGUGAUGAUAGUGAAAACGACCAAAACAAAAAUUUAGAUCAUUCAUUAGAUACUUCUAUUGGUAGACCUAGGUAUGAAUCUACCCCUGGAAUUUCGAAAAAUUCAAAAAACUUUUUUUAUAAAAUUACAAGUUUACAGCCUGAUGAAUCCACAACAGAAAUAGCAGAUGAUUCUGCUAAGAAUAAAGAUAGACUAAGUGGUGAUGAAAGAUCUACUCCGGUUAAUUCAUUUGAUGCUGAUCAACAAACAUGGUCACAAAUGAUGAAAGACUUUAAUGAAUCUGUUAAAAAAGCGUCUAUUAAUUUUAAUGCAAAUAUUAAUAAAACGGGUAAACAUAAAAAACAAUUAUUUGUUAAAAAAUCAAAAGACACAAAUAUUAAGAAAAAUAUAUCAGAAACUAAAAAAAAUAAUUCUGUGCAGUGUUCAGUGUCAUUAAUUAUGUCUAAUAAUACUUCAAAUAAGUUAACUCAAGUUAUAAGACCUAAAAAAAAUGAAUCUAUUCGAGUUCGAAGAUCUUUGUUGGGGAAUAAAAGAAGAUCCAAUAGAUCUGCCAAUUCCCAAGUUAGUUACACUGAUAAUUACGAUUCAGCAGAUACUAGCAAUACUGAUGAAAUAUUGCCUAGAAAAAAUAAUUCCAUUGAUAAAAAAACUGUUCAAACAAACUUAAACCGUCCAAAGAAAAAGAAAUCUGUAACUGCUAUUUCAAAAUCUGAUUCUAAAAGUCAUAAUUACUCUACAACUUCAAGCUCAUCAGAAGAAAAAGAUACACAUGCAUCUAGCCAAACUAAAAAAAUCAAAAAAAAUCAGAAUAAUAGUUCUAAAUCACCAUUACCUUCUACGAGUGUGAAUAAAAUUGAUUCAAAUAAUUUGAUGAAAAAACAUGUAAAAGUAAAAAUAUUGGUUACUAAAGAUUCAUUAUCAAGUAGUGAUAAUGAAACGACUUGUUCUUCGAAUUCUCCGAAUGAAGUACAAACAUUUGAAAGAGAAUUGCGUAGGAGAAAACUUAAUAAUUAUACUUCCUCUAGUAAAGCCAAAAAAAAUACCUCAUCUACUAAGAUAUAUAAUGAUACUAAUAAUACAUUAUCUGAAACAAGCAAAUUGAAGUUGGAUAAAAAAAAUAAAACGUCAUGUGUAGUUAAAUCAAAGUCUACCAAAAUUUCAAAAACUGUUAAAACAAAGAAAUCCUCAAAUGUAAGAACAACUAAAAAUUCUCGGUCGAAACGUAUCUUACCUUCUAAACCAAUUAAAACAAAUUCAAAAGAUUCUUCUGAAAAUGAAUCAUCAAAUGACACUGAAGAGAGUACCAAAAAAUUACAAUCAGUUGAUCCACCCAAAUCAAUCAAAGAAAAAACUCAGAAGAAAGAUGUUUAUAUUGAUACUAAUUUACUCUCAUUACCAACUAGACGUAAUCAAAGAGAAAAAAUUAAAAUGUCUGAUGUUUCAAUACAACCAAGAACACAAAGUCGCAAACGUGCAACCGAUAUGUCACCUUUAACUCAAAACAGUAAAGACAAUAAAAAAGAUAUUUUAUCCAAAGAAGUAGCGAGCCUAAUUUCUCAGGCUUUAAACUCUCCAAAGAAACCAAGUUAUAUUCUACCUAGACAAAAUUCAGCAGUUAAUCAAGUUCCUGAUAAGUCUUUACCUGAAACUACAAAGAAAUCUGCAAGUUUAAGAAUUUUAAGAACUAAUAAAAAUUUAGAGUCUGAAACAGAAGAAAGUACUCAAAAACCUCAAUCAAUUAGUUGUCCAUCUAAGUCUACCAAAGAAAAAUCUAAAAAAAAGGAUAUUACUGUUGAUAACAAUUUAUCUUCAUUGUCAACUAAACGUAAUCUAAGGGAAAAAAUUAAAACUUCAGAAGUUUCAUUGCAGCCACCAAAAACACAAAGCCGCAAACGUGCAGCUGAUACAUCACCUUUAUCUCAGCCCAGUGCUAAAGGCAAAAAAUGUGAUAUUUUAUCCAAAGUUGCAAACACAGUUUCUCGAGCUUCAAACUCUCCAAAUAUACGUACCCGAAAUAUGUCCAAAAUAUCUGUUAAACAAGCUUCUAAUAAUUCUUUUCCUGAAAGUACAGUAGUUAGUAAAAAAGAAAAGAAAAAAUCAAAUGAAAAAGUAAAACCAAAAACUAAUGAAAAUACUCGAGCUAAAAAGCGUCAAUUGAAUUCUGAUAAUUGCUCUUUUGACUCUGCUCCAUCUACAUGUAAAAAAUUAAGACAAGUAACUCUCAGAGGAGCAGACAGUGAAAAUAAAAAAUCUGAUUUAUCUACCCGCACAACUUCUAAACUUAAAAAUCAGAAUACAGAUACUUCUACUGAGCCUAAUGCAUCUCUCAAAGUGAAAUACAAUAAAAAUGUUGAAAAAUCAAUUUCACCCAUACAAAGAAAAACUAGAAAUACUGGAAAGUCAAUUUCGCCCAUUCAAAGAAAAACGAGAAAAGCAAAACAAGCCGCUCCAAAAGAUAAAGAGACAAUUAUUUCUCCUCGAGUACUAAGAGUCAGAGACAAGAAAAAGUGAAAAAAAAAAUAUCCAUGAAUAAUAAAUUUUAUUUAUUUGUAUCUUUUUUUUUUAUCGUUUAUAUUAAUUUUAAUUGUGUUACUAAUUGACGUUUUUCUUAAAUUUAGUUUUUUUUUUUAAUAUAUUCACUGUAAAGAAUACUAGAAUUAGAAAUUUAUAUGAAUGUUUUUUUUUUUUUUUUUAAUUACUAUUAAUAUAAUUAAGUGCUAAACUAUACAAGCAUUUAUAUUUUUUUUGUAAUUCAUGUAGCUUAACUAUUUUUAUCAAUUAUUGGUUUGGUUUAUUGUAUUUCUUUAAAUUUUGUAUUAUUUCGUUGAUUCAUAAAACAGUUGUUUAUGUAAUUAAUUAUAUAUUAAGUGUCAACGUUAUGUUUAAAUUUUCUUUUAUUGGGUAGUUUGGAAUUUGUUUUUCAAAAAAAUGUAAUUUGUACACAAAAUCAAAUACUGGUUAUGUUUACGAAUAGAACUUCUCGAUAAACCAAUUAUUCAAAUGUAUUUAUUAUUUAUGUUAAUAAAAAUAAGAACCAGUAGGACUGAACUUUGAAUUUCACUAGAAUUGCCUAAGUGACCUACAGUUAUAUUUAAUUUAAUUUUAAUAAAUAUAUUACUUCUAUUAUACA